This is a messenger RNA of Anthonomus grandis grandis, 1404 nucleotides long. Its product is annotated as major royal jelly protein 1-like. Gene Ontology annotation, cellular component: extracellular region. The record is from RefSeq and is a predicted model, not a curated record. Bases 118 to 1371 code for a protein of 417 amino acids. Lineage: Eukaryota; Metazoa; Arthropoda; Insecta; Coleoptera; Curculionidae. The transcript has 8 exons.
UAUACUCAACAAUAAAUUGAUUUUUAAGUAAUGAACUUAUAAAUUAUUGUAACCAUUGUACUUAUAUCAAAUAAAAGCUCUAUUUAACCGCCCUACCGUUAACAUCGCAACUACAGUAUGCUUUCAAUUUUAGAAAACAUGUAUGGGAUAUUUUUUAUUGCAUUCUUCAUUCCAAUCUAUGCUAUGAAAGACGAAACAAAUGAGUAUAAUUUUAAGUUACUUCAUCAAUGGCACCGCGUCGAAUUUCAAUAUCCAAGCGAAGCUGAACGUACUCAAGCAAUCAAGAAUGGCAGUUAUGCAAUUGAUAUACUUCGGCCUCUAGAUGCACAGUACACAUAUCAUUUAAAGACACAACAAGACCGAUAUUUCAUAACAGUCCCGAGAAGGCAACUUAAGGGAACGCCAGCUACUUUGGGGGUGAUUAAUACUACAGAACAAGGUCGCCAUGAGACUCAUGUAAUGGACCCUUAUCCGUCAUGGUCAUGGCAUAUGGACAUUGAAAAGUGUAAUUACCACAGGAUUGUCAAUAUUUAUAGGAUUUGGGCAGAUGAAUGUUCCAGACUCUGGGUAAUGGACAACGCCAAAAUAAAUGACGAGUUUAUUUGCCCACCUCAAAUUUUAGUUUUUGACCUGGAGGAGGAUACCCUGUUAUUUAAAUACGAGCUGCCAUACGACCAAUACCAAAACGUAUCAUAUUAUGUAACGCCAAUAGCAGAAGUCGAAAGUAUGGAGGAUAACUGUAAGAAAACUUGGCUGUAUGUGGCUGAUCCUACCGGACCGAGAUUACUCGUAUACAAUCUGGAGAAGAACAUUUCAUGGACGAUCCAGGAUGAAAGUUUCAAGCCGGAUCCUAAUUACGACAAUUAUACUAUUGAAGGUGACAGUUUUCAAAUAGCAGAUGGUAUCUUAUCGUUAGCCCUCAGCCCAAAAUCCGACCCUCCUGGAGAGAGGAAACUGUUUUACCAUGCAAUGUCCAACAUACGAGAAUCAUGGGUCUAUUUGAAGUAUCUAAAAAAUCCGGAUAAUUUUAAGGAGCCUUACGGUUCCCCCGAGUUGUUUUACACUUAUCCCACAACAAGGGAUCAGCAAAGUCCCGUGGAAGCAAUUGAUUCUAAGGGAAUAGUAUAUUUCGCGUUGUUGAUUGAUGUGCUCUUAGUUAAAUGGGACCCAACUACAGCAUAUACAACAGAAAAUUUUGUAGUGAUUGGCAACAACAAAACUACCAUGCAGUUCCCUACUUGUAUUAAAGUAAUGCAUAAUAGACCCAAUGGUUCCGAGUAUCUACUUGUCUUCCCCACAUCCUACCAAAAAUAUCCAAAACCCCUAGAUAAAGACAAAGUUAAUUUUUGGCUAUUUCGCACAGAAUUGUAAUUUUUUUUAUGAAAUAAAGUAAUUUUUGAGUAA